Daphnia carinata is the source of this 8218-nucleotide messenger RNA. It is a transcript of the gene DIP2, whose product is annotated as disco-interacting protein 2 homolog A-like. The record is from RefSeq and is a predicted model, not a curated record. Bases 19 to 7266 code for a protein of 2415 amino acids. The transcript has 14 exons. NCBI's taxonomy places the organism in Eukaryota, Metazoa, Arthropoda, Branchiopoda, Diplostraca, Daphniidae.
GGACAAACGAGAGACACAAUGUUGGAUCAAUUGAGGAGAUUGGUGAACGGGUCGAGUAAUGGCGGACAGACGGACGGCAUUCCGCCUUCGGGUCACGUCAGGCAGAGCAGGAAUCAUCACCAUCCUUCUUCCGGCGGAUCUACACGGUCCGGAUCGUUGAGCAGGUUGACGGCUUAUGCCCUGCAUCCUCAGCAUGCGGGUCGAAUGCGGAUGCAGCUUUCUUACAACGUUGUGCCAGUUUCGUACGUGGCGCCGCCGCAUCCUGUGGCCGUGGCGUACGGCCGGAAUGGGCGGACGGCCGUCGUCGGUUACGACCCUUGGUUUCAGCUGAGGUAUCCGCAACAACAACAACAACAACCUCGGACGCCAGUCUGCCGUCAAGGGUCCACCCGCCCCGAUCUUGCCCCGCCGCCAGCGCCACCUUUGUCCAACCAUUCCAGCGGCAAAAAGAAGAAACAACCGGAAUCGUCCAAAGAGCGGAACAAGGAAGAAUUCCGGCAUCCGACCAUCCGCAGGGAGACGGUCGUGCCUAACAAUCGACAUCGGUUAGUGCCCAGUCGGAGUCUGGACAGCAUCCAUCCGCACCGCAUCCAUCCACACCAUCGAUCGUCGCCGGACAAGCAAAUCUCGGCGGAUGUGGAAGCCAAAUCGUCCGGCCAAAAGGUCAAAGAUUUCUUCCAGCGGGUGAAGGAUAGCGUGUCGAAUGCCGGGACGGCCAUCAACGGCCACCAGCCGGCCAAUCGCGAUGGGGGAGGGCACGGCCAUCGGACGGACGAGUGGCUUUUACUGCGGCCCAGCGUCAACGCCAACAGUUCGAAACCGAUGCCGCAUCCGCCUCAUCGUCCGACCACGCCCGGAAUGACGGCCUUUCGUAAGAUCUUUUCUCGUUCGCCCAGUCCCACGGCCGGACCGACGUCUGGCGCAACCAAGAAGCCUCUCUCCUCGACGAAAUCCUUGUUCCAGCAAAUCAUACGGCCUCGCAGCCGUUCCGUUUCGAGCACGGCCAGCCUUUCGAUUCAGUCGCACUCGACGGCCCAUUCCAAUGGCGGCGCUAUCCGCAAUUUCAGAUUAUCCAAAGAGAAAUCAAAGACAGAUCUCAACAUUGUGCACCGCAACGACGCCGGAUCGAUACAGCGAGGCCAUCCGGAUGGAGCAACCUUUCCCAGAGAUUCGCCCGUCCAUCAAAGCGGAACGGCCGAGCCGUCCGAAUUGCUCAUUUACGCGCCAGCCAGCGAGCCCAGCAAACCGUCCUCGUCGAUGAUGACGAUGAACAACAACAACAACAACAACAAUCCAUCGAAACGGACGAAAUUCGUCAAGAAAGUGGAACAGCCGGCGGCCGGAUUUCGUGUCAAACGACGUCAAUCUCAAUUGAGGCGAUCGGAGAGGAAGCGUCGCAGCAGUCGUCGUCGUUCCGGCCGUAAAAAGAGGAACAGCUCGGGCCAUAGCGGCAAGAAGCUGGGCAGCAGCAAAGGCUCCCAGCUGGGCAGUCAGUCAGCGCUGAGUGGCGCUAAAUUAGUCUCUGACUGGACCUAUCUACCUCUGCCUACCUCGUUCGUUCCGGUGGAAGGAGCCAAACGGGCCGCUGUGGCGCCACCGUCGGCCGUCGAAACGGUGCCAACGAAACGUGACAUGGUCAAAUCGGAAGGGAUUGAGACGUCGCGUACGAACGACGAUGAUUGGGAAUCGGAUUUGUAUCAAGCGCUGGUGGAUCGCGGACAGCCGCGACGCAACGGCCCUUUGCCGCCGCCGAUGUGGGACCCGUUGAUCUUCAUCCCGCCCGAGCGACGCCGUUCGUCAGCCACGACGGUGGUCGCCUUGAACGAGUCGGCCAUCUUGACGGACCAACAGCCUUGGAUCCGCUCGUCCAAACUGCGAGCCGAUGGCAAGAAACAGCUGAAACGCACCAAUCCGACGCUGUCGCCACCGACGCUCUCUCCAUCUUCAUCACGAUCCACUAGUGGAGACAUCACGCAAAAAGGUUACGAAAAGAAACGGUCCCGGCUGCUGGCCCCUUACCUUCCCAAACCGACAUCGUCGUCCGUGUCAUCGCUAUCGUCAACCGCCGCUGGAAUUGAACAACAGUUGAGUGGUGGGGAUGCUGCUGGCCAAGAUGAUGGGGCUGCUGGAAUGGCUGGGACGAGUCCGUCGGCUGAUGAAGGAGGAUCGAGGGAGCGGAGGAGAGCGCACCGGAAAGCGACGCGCCAUGAAAGUCGCUACCACUCUGAGGUCCGCCAAGAGGCCGUCCAGCAAGUGCUGGCCGCUAUGCAAAGUCGCCCGAAACCAUCGAUGCCGAUGCCGAGUAAAAGGACGUCGACGGUCAUGGGCCCCGAUCAGCAACACCAACAGAUGGUGAUGAUGCAACAACAGCAGCAGCAGCAAGUCCAGCAGCAACAACAACAACAACAACAUGGCCAGUCAACGAGAGGGUCGCUAGAUGGCAGCAGCAGCGGCAGCAGCAGCGAAGACGACGAUGUCGAGGACGAGGUGGACGACGACGACGACGAUGAAGAGGACGACUGUCAUCCGCCACCGUCUCGACAACAUCAAGGCCCGGCAAGUGGAGCGGUGCCGGUCGCAUCGGUCGGGACUCCCGAACGAACUCACAGAAUGCACGUGAUGGGGCAAUCGUCGGCUGGCCAGCAUUCGCCGUUGCAACAUCAAACGUCCGAUGCGGGCAGUAGCCACAGCGCCGGAUCGACGCGCAACGUCACGCCUCCGCUUUCCAUCCAGCAAGGCAGACCACUUCCGGCACUGCCCGUCUCAUCACCUCCGCCACCUCAACUGCCUCCGAGGGAGGCUGGCCUUGCAUCGCACGCCAUCUUGAGCCGGGUGGGCAACGGUGGCACGCCGACCGGUUCCAACGCGUGGAUGAUGCAGCAGCCGCCGCUGCCGCCGCCCGGCAGGCCGGCCGCUCCUCUGCCGCCAGUGUCCACCACCAACUUUGACGAUGACUGGGAGAACAGCAGCAACGACAGCAACGACCUGCAGCGACGCAGAGUGCAAGCGCAGCAGCAGCAGCACCGCGGCGGCCUGCCGGCCGACCUCAACGACCUGACGGACGCCAUGUCCGCUUUCCAUCCGUAUGCUCAACCGCCGGACGUGACCAACAACACGAAUCAAAUCAGGAGGACGGCCACGGCGGCCGCGGCCGACAGGCUGGGCCGUUACGGCAUCAUUGGCGGCUCUUCGGCCACGCCGUCCUCGAACGCUUCGACGACGCCGAUGCAGACUCAGGCGCCACAGGCCGGCACUUCGUCCACAUCGCUGGACGACACGACGGGCACGUUAAACAGCUUGAACGGCCGCUGGAAAGUCUCAGCCAAGAUCCAGCAGCUGCUCAACACGCUCAAGAGGCCCAAGCGUCGUCCGCUGCCCGAAUUCUACGAAGAUGACGACAUCGAACUGGAACUGGCGGCCAAUCCCAAGGACCCGAACGCGCCGAAACCCGAAGGCGGGCCUAUGACGCCUGCCCUCGGCGAUCAACUCAUCAUCCCGUCGGGUCUGCCAAGGUCACUGGAGUUGGCCGUCCAGCGCUACGGCUCGUCCAGCUAUAAAGCCGCCGCCGCCACCGUCCUCGACCCCAACGGCAAAAUGUUCACCACUUUGACUUACGGCAAAUUGCAGAGCCGUUCUUACAAGAUCGCCUACGCUCUCUUGAACAAGUUGAGCAAGCACAGCAGCGGCGGAGUCGGCGGACUGGAAGCGCUGGGCAGCGUCAAGCCGGGCGAUCGAGUGGCCCUAGUGUUCCCCAACUGCGACUCGAUCGGAUUCAUCUGCGCCUUUUACGGCUGCCUGCACGCAGGUGUUGUGCCGGUGCCGAUCGAAGUGCCGCUGACGAGGCGAGAUGCUGGCUCGCAGCAGAUCGGCUUCCUGCUGGGCUCGUGCGGCGUUGCCGUCGCCCUCACCUCGGAUAUUUGCCUCAAGGGAUUGCCCAAAACGGCUGCUGGGGAAGUCAUCGCUUUCAAAGGAUGGCCCAAACUCCACUGGUGUGUUACCGACCACCUCAUCAAGCCGCCCAAAGAUUGGCAGCCGCCACCCAAACUCCAGGACGAUACGCCCGCCUACAUCGAGUAUAAAACGGAUAAGGAAGGAUCGGUGAUGGGAGUCACUAUUACCCGAUCGGCCAUGUUGUCCCAUUGUCGAGCUUUAACGGCCGCUUGCUCCUACACCGAGGGCGAAGUCAUCGUUUGCGUCCUGGAUUUCAAGAGGGAAGUUGGAUUGUGGCACGCUGUGCUGACGGCCGUUCUCAACGGCAUGCACGCCAUCUUCAUUCCGUACGCGCUGAUGAAAACCAAUCCGGCGUCCUGGAUGCAAAUGAUCACCAAAUACAAAGCCAGUCUGGCCGUCGUGAAAUCGCGCGACCUACAUUGGGGCCUGCUGGCCACGCGGGACCACCGCGACAUCAAUCUCUCUUCGCUGCGAAUGCUAUUGGUCGCCGACGGAGCCAAUCCGUGGUCGCUGUCGUCUUGCGAUCAAUUCUUGGCCGUCUUUCAAAGCAAAGGCCUCCGGGCCGACGCCGUUUGCCCUUGCGCCGCUUCCAGUGAAGUCCUGACCGUCUCUUUCCGCCGUCCCGGCCGCUCAGGAGCCAACGCUACCGGCCGUGGAAUUCUCUCUAUGCAAGGUCUCAGCUACGGCGUCGUGCGCGUCGAUCAGGAGAACUCUUUGACGUCGCUAACCCUACAGGAUUGCGGGCACGUGAUGCCCGGAGCAGCUAUGGUUGUGGUCAAGAUGGAAGGUCCGCCUUUCUUGUGCAAGACGGACGAGGUCGGUGAAAUUUGUGUCGGGAGCGCGUCCGGCGGCGCCCACUAUUGGGGUCUGAAGGGAAUGUCGAACGCCACAUUCCGCGUACAGCCGCUCUUGCCAUCCGGCGACGCCAUGAGCGCCGAAACGGAAUUUAUCCGCAGCGGCCUCCUCGGUUUCCUCGGCCCUGGCGGUCUUGUCUUUGUUUGCGGCUCUCGCGACGGCCUCAUGACCGUCACCGGCCGUAAGCACAACACGGACGAUAUCAUCGCCACGGUGCUGGCCGUCGAGCCGAUGAAAUUCAUCUAUCGCGGCCGCAUUGCCGUCUUCAGCAUCCGAGUUUUGAGAGACGAACGGAUCUGCGUCAUCGCCGAACAGCGGCCCGACUGCUCCGAAGAAGAGAGUUUUCAGUGGAUGUCGCGUGUCCUCCAGGCCGUCGACUCGAUCCAUCAAGUGGGCAUCUACUGUCUGGCCCUGGUUCCACCCAAUUCACUUCCAAAGACGCCAUUGGGCGGAAUCCACUUGUCGGAAACACGACGCCGUUUUAUGGAAGGUUCUCUUCAUCCGGCUAACGUACUGAUGUGUCCUCACACUUGCGUCACCAACUUGCCGAAACCCCGCGAAGUCCAUCAAGAUAUCGGCCCGGCGUCGGUUAUGGUAGGGAACAUCGUCCAGGGUAAUCGCUUGGCGGCCGCCCAGGGAAGGGAGCUCCGCUUUGGCGACGACGAGGCUAAUCCCGCCAAUAAGUACCGUUACAUUUCGGAGAUCUUGCAGUGGCGCUCGCAGCGCACAUCCGAUCACGUCCUGUUCACCUUGCUGGGAGCCAAAGGGACGCCGACGGGCACUCUGUCGUGCGCCCAGCUACACAAAAGGGCUGAAAGGGUGGCCUGCACUCUGGUGGAGCGCGGACGCAUCAACAGCGGCGACCACGUCGCCCUCAUCUAUCCGCCCGGAUUGGAUCUGGUCUGCGCCUUCUACGGGUGCCUCUACGUCGGCGCCGUGCCCGUCACCAUCCGCCCGCCGCACCCCCAAAAUCUUCCGACGACGCUGCCAACUGUCCGGAUGAUUGUGGACGUCAGCAAAGCGUCCGUCAUCUUAUCCAACGCCAAUGUCAUCAAGUUGCUCAAAUCGAAAGAGGCCGGCAGCGUGAUGGAUGUGCGCGCCUGGCCGCCCACCCUCGAUACCGACGACAUGGCCAAGAAGAAGUUGAGCAGUUUCUACAGGGCGCCCACCGCCGAAAUGUUGGCUUAUCUCGAUUUCAGCGUGUCGACGACGGGCAUGCUGGCCGGCAUCAAAAUGUCUCACGCCGCUACGACGGCCCUUUGCCGAUCCAUGAAACAGGCCUGCGAGCUUUAUCCUUCGAGACACGUGGCACUCUGUCUCGAUCCAUACUGCGGACUCGGAUUCGCCCUUUGGUGCCUGUCGAGCGUCUAUUCUGGUCAUCAUUCGAUAUUGAUUCCGCCGUCGGAGGUGGAGGUCAACCCGGCUAUCUGGCUCUCCAUCGUUAGCCAGUACAAAGUCCGCGACACCUUCUGCUCUUAUGGCGUCAUGGAACUGUGCACCAAAGGAUUGGCCUCGUCCGUCGGACUGCUCAAGCAGCGCGGCGUGAAUUUGGCUUGUGUCCGCACCUGCGUUGUUGUCGCUGAAGAACGGCCCAGAGUCCACCUAUCAACGAGCUUUUCCAAACUCUUUUCCGGAUUGGGUUUGUCGCCCAGGGCCGUCUCUACCAGCUUCGGAUGUCGCAUCAAUGUCGCCAUUUGUUUGCAGGGAGCGUCCAGCCCGGAUCCUUCGACAGUCUACGUCGAUCUGAGAGCUUUGCGUAACGAUCGAGUGACGCUGGUGGAACGCGGCGCCCCACAUAGUCUCUGUUUGACCGAGUCGGGCAAACUGCUGCCUGGUGUCAAAGUCAUCAUCGCCAAUCCCGAUACUAAAGGCCAGUGCGGCGAUUCUCACCUGGGAGAAAUUUGGGUCCAGGCACCUCACAACGCUUCAGGUUAUUUUACUCUCUACGGCGACGAUGCCGGCGCUGGAGCCGCUUCCGUCGACCAUUUCAACUCUCGACUUGUUACCGGCCACACCGGAGAAGCAUAUGCAAGGACGGGCUAUCUAGGGUUCUUAAGGAGGACCGAAAGUGUGCAAUCUGAUGGAGAACUUCACGAUGCCGUCUUUGUUGUUGGUGCCCUGGAAGAAACGGUCGUUUUGCGAGGGAUGCGUUACCAUCCGAUCGACAUAGAAAACACGGUGAUGCGAUGCCACCAAAAGAUCGCUGAAUGUGCCGUGUUCACGUGGACCAACUUGUUGGUCGUCGUUGUCGAACUGGAAGGGACGGAAUCGGAAGCACUCGACCUCGUUCCUCUGGUCACGUCCUCCGUCCUGGAGGAACAUCAGCUGAUUGGCGUUGUCGUCGUCGUAGAUCCGGGCGUCGUGCCCAUCAACUCACGCGGCGAGAAACAGCGCAUGCAUUUGAGGGACGGAUUCCUGGCCGACCAACUCGAUCCCAUCUACGUCGCCUACAACAUGUAGUUUGUUUCUUUUUUUAAGUAGUUUCAAACAUAAAAGAAGAGCUGCAGCUACUCUGUGUGUUUUUUUUUCUUUGAUUUGUUUUUGUUUCUCGUAAAAGGCAAAGAAAAAAGAAAAAAAAAGAAACUAUUUGAUCUGUAUGUGUUUUGCCAGUGUGUGUGUGUGUGUGUGUUGGAAAUGUUUUGUUUUCGUUGCACAGUCUGUCACAUCCAUCACAUUUCUUUAUCUUUUUCAGGGUGGGAAAAGUACAGCGAAGUUAAACAUUUGAAAAGAAAAUGGGGGGCAUUUAGACUCACAUGAAAGAAUAGUCCUUAUCUUAGUUUUCGAACAUGUACCACAUUUUGGGUUGUACAUAUUAUUUGUUUUCUUAAAACUCUUCUGGCCAGCAGCUUAUUCUUUAUCAGUUAUUUUUCACACGUACACAAGUCAAUUUUUUUGUUCCCUCCUCACUCCUUUUCUGUGUUUACAUUCAAUUUUAUUUCUUUUUCUUACCCAGGUUAUGUAGAGAAAUCCUUUACUAUACGCUUUACUGCUACUACUACAAUAUCUUCUUCAUUUCCAGUUUUCUCCCUUUAUUUUUGAUUGGACACGUCUUUGUUUUGGAUAUUCAAAAAAUUAUUGUCAUAUUCCUUCCCUCCGAAUACGAGAAUGUGUGUAGUACCGGUUUACGUAUGUGGUUUUGUUUCUUUUUAUUGCUGAAUCAAAUCUUAUUCUAUACCUCUUUCCAUCUUUAUUCCUUCCCCAAAACAUUUUCCUAGCACUUUGUCGACACGAUCUGUAACGUCUCAUUCAUUUUUUUUUUCUGUUUGUGUGUGUGUUUUACACGCAAAACGUCUUUUCGAGGGCUGCUGAGAGGCUGAUUAUGUGUUGGUGAUGUGUGCCGUGUGUGUAUUUUGGACAUAACGUACGUGCGUGUUUGUAUUUUCUAUUAUCAUGAUCAUUAUUAUUUACUACA